GGAGGGAGUAAAGCGGGUGUAAGUCUAAAAGACAUGAAGUCAAAUAUCAGGCACUUCCAUGUGCUCACAUGGUUGACGAACUCUGAAAGUGGAGAGAGAAACAGAAACAGAAACAGAAACAGAAACUAACCACAGCUCUCAAUCAAACCCAACCCCAACUACACCUUAAUCAUAAUCAAUUCUAUUCUCUCAUUUAUUCAAUUAUUCUACACCCUCUCAAUUUUUCAUCAUUUUCCCAAUUCAUUUCUUUCUAAACUUCAAACUCAGCACCAGAAAUCAGAGUUACCCACAAAUACCCAGAACCUAAAUCACCAGAAAAGCUUCAAACUUUUACUGUUUUUGGCUUAAAUUUGUACUUUUGGAAACACCCUUUUGCUCAUUUUUAAAAAAUUUCCCCUCUUUUUUUGUUUUUGAAUUUUAAUUUGAAGAAAAAGGAAAAUGAAGGAGGGGGGAGAUGGUGGGUUUGUGAGAGCAGAUCAGAUUGAUCUGAAGAGCUUGGAUGAACAGCUAGAAAGGCAUCUAAGCAGAGCAUUAACAAUGGAAAAAGCCAAGAAAAAAGAUGAAUUCGGUGAGCAACAAAGUAGUAGUGAUGUUAAACAUGAGUGGGAGAUCGACGCUUCUAAGCUCAUCAUCAAGUCUGUCAUUGCUCGUGGCACUUUUGGGACCGUUCAUCGUGGGAUGUAUGACGGUCUUGAUGUCGCCGUUAAACUGCUUGACUGGGGUGAGGAGGGGCAGAGAACGACAGCUGAAGUAGCUUCGCUCAGGGCAGCCUUUACGCAGGAAGUUGUAGUGUGGCACAAGCUUAACCAUCCGAAUGUGACUACGUUUAUUGGGGCAAAGAUGGGUGCAUCAGGACUACAAAUACAAACAGAAAGUGGCCUAAUUAGCAUGCCAAGUAAUAUCUGCUGUGUUGUUGUGGAAUAUCUUCCUGGGGGUGCCCUGAAGAAUUACCUCAUUAAGAACCGAAGAAAGAAGCUAGCUUUCAAGGUUGUCCACCAGUUGGCGCUUGAUCUUGCUCGAGGGUUGAGCUAUCUCCAUUCUGAGAAGAUUGUUCAUAGAGAUGUAAAGACAGAGAACAUGCUACUAGAUAAAACAAGGACUCUUAAAAUCGCAGAUUUUGGUGUAGCCCGUGUUGAGGCUUCAAAUCCUAGUGACAUGACUGGAGAGACCGGAACACUUGGUUAUAUGGCCCCCGAGGUUCUAAACGGGGAUCCCUAUAACAGGAAAUGUGAUGUGUAUAGCUUUGGUAUCUGUUUGUGGGAAAUAUAUUGCUGCGACAUGCCUUACCCGGACCUCAGUUUUUCAGAGGUGACUUCUGCUGUGGUUCGCCAGAACCUAAGGCCGGAAAUGCCAAGAUGUUGUCCGAGUGCAUUGGCAAAUGUAAUGAAGAAAUGUUGGGAUGCAAAUCCCGACAGGCGCCCCGAAAUGGACGAGGUAGUUUCGUUGUUGGAGGCGAUUGACACGACAAAAGGUGGAGGGAUGAUCCCUGUUGAUCAGCAGCAAAGCUGUUUCUGCUUCCAAAGACGCCGUGGACCUUAGAAGAUAUGGCUUUUAAAAACUUUCCCAAGCAAACCGACCUAUAUAUAUAUCUAUAUAUAGUCUGGGAUUAUUGGUUGUUGCUUUGGUUUUUGCAGGAGAUACCAUCCAGCCUUGUAAUUAUGGUGAAGAAAAAAAAGUAAAGGUAAUGUGAGCAUUUUAUAGAUGAGAAAAAAAAAAAAAAAAAAACUAUUCUAGUUAUUGGUUGUUCCAAUUUGAAGUCUGCAUUAGUUUUUGCCAGACUUGUAAAUCAAUUUCUCCUGUUUCUCAUUGUCUGUCACUCAUUCCUCCAUCUUUUUUUUACAGUUCGCAUACUAAGUACAUAUUAGGCUCCGUUCUAUUGGA
This is a messenger RNA of Spinacia oleracea (spinach), 1881 nucleotides long. RefSeq names its product serine/threonine-protein kinase STY13. Lineage: Eukaryota; Viridiplantae; Streptophyta; Magnoliopsida; Caryophyllales; Amaranthaceae. Gene Ontology annotation, cellular component: plasma membrane. The transcript is spliced from 6 exons. The record is from RefSeq and is a predicted model, not a curated record. Bases 439 to 1539 code for a protein of 366 amino acids. Gene Ontology annotation, biological process: protein phosphorylation. Gene Ontology annotation, molecular function: protein serine/threonine kinase activity; ATP binding.